UAUCGCCUGCUUGCCGGAGAAAAAUUACAGCAGGACAAGAGUGUCAGAAAUACAGUGAGAAACCAGCAACAAUCAGAAUGUCUGCUGAUCCGGACAAGAUGGAUUUUCCUCGACCUGAACUGUUUGAUUUCCAUGGAGUCUCAAUGAUCCAUUAUUUCACUGACAACUGGGAGAACAUUCAAAACUUUCAAGCCAGGCCAGAUGAUAUACUUAUUGCAACAUACCCCAAAGCUGGAACCACAUGGGUCUCCUACAUCCUUGACCUGCUGUAUUUUGGCCAGACAUCCCCAGAGCGUCAGACAUCCAUCCCGAUUUAUGAAAGAGUACCUUUCUUGGAGAUUGUGAAGUCAGCUGUGGAUACAGGAGUUGAACUGGCGAACAACCUUCCCACCUCUCCACGGCUCAUUAAAACUCAUUUUCCAGUCCAGUUUGUGCCAAAGUCCUUUUGGGAGCAAAACUGCAGGAUCGUCUACGUGGCCCGCAAUGCCAAAGACAACGUGGUCUCUUAUUUUCAUUUUGAGCGCAUGACUCUGGCCCAGCCAGAUCCUGGAGACUGGAGCAGCUACCUCCACAGAUUCAAAGAGGGAAAGAUUGUGUUUGGACCCUGGUAUGACCAUGUGAACGGCUGGUGGAAGAAGAAACAGACUUACUCAAACCUCCAUUACAUGUUCUUUGAAGAUAUGGUUGAAGAUACUGGACGGGAAAUAGACAAACUCUGCCGCUUUCUUGGUUUGUCUCCUUCAGUGGAGGAGAAGAAACAAAUUACAAGUGGAGUGCAGUUUGAUAAAAUGAAAAAGAACAACAUGACCAACUAUUCUACUGUCUCAGUUAUGGAUUUCAAAGUAUCUCCUUUCAUGAGAAAAGGGAAGGUUGGUGACUGGAAGAACCAUUUCACUGUGGCCCAGAGUGAAGAGUUUGAUGAAGACUACAAGAAGAAGAUGAAGGAUCCUACACUUCAGUUUCGCACUGUUGUCUGAACAGGAUGGGACAGACUGUGUUUUUGCGGAGGCUGGUCAUGAUUGACUGGACGUGUGGCAUUUCUGUAAGAAUUAUCAAAAUAUAUUUGGCUCUCAUGUGACAGCAGGGGUGUGGAGUGUGUCUCCUUGUGAUUUUUGUCUGAAUGAUGGCUGUGAACUACAUAUAAUGAGGCACAGUGCAAAUCCAAUAACUAGUAAUUUUUUGAGGUAAACAUGUCUGCCAUCACAAGACAAUGUAUUUGUAUAAAAUAUUUGACAAUGAGCAUUUCAUGAACCAAGAAUUCUUCAACACAGAAAACAUGUAAA
Chelmon rostratus (copperband butterflyfish) is the source of this 1283-nucleotide messenger RNA. RefSeq names its product cytosolic sulfotransferase 3-like. Gene Ontology annotation, molecular function: sulfotransferase activity. Gene Ontology annotation, biological process: sulfation. The transcript has 8 exons. Gene Ontology annotation, cellular component: cytoplasm. NCBI's taxonomy places the organism in Eukaryota, Metazoa, Chordata, Actinopteri, Chaetodontiformes, Chaetodontidae. The record is from RefSeq and is a predicted model, not a curated record. Bases 78 to 977 code for a protein of 299 amino acids.